GGGGAAGAGCGGAAGCGGCGCCGUGACGUCAUACGCCGGAACCGUGCUAAGGCGGGAGGAAGACGCUCGUCGCCGGAGCUGCCUGUGAGGAGACACGAUGAGCAAAGCACACCCGCCGGAGCUGAAGAAAUUUAUGGACAAGAAGCUGUCAUUGAAAUUAAAUGGUGGCCGGCAUGUCCAAGGAAUCUUAAGAGGAUUCGAUCCAUUUAUGAAUCUUGUAAUAGAUGAGUGUGUGGAAAUGGCACCAGGAGGACAACAGAACAACAUAGGGAUGGUGGUAAUACGUGGAAACAGCAUCAUUAUGCUAGAAGCUUUGGAACGAGUAUAAACAAACCAGUGGAACAAGCUACAAUGUGGACAUUUGUUUUUGUAUUGUAGAUUUUACAGGCAUGACACUCUCUUUGUGAUUUUCUUUUUAAUAAAUUGUUAAAAUUGGA
Messenger RNA from Podarcis muralis (Common wall lizard), 437 nucleotides. RefSeq names its product small nuclear ribonucleoprotein polypeptide G (gene SNRPG). NCBI's taxonomy places the organism in Eukaryota, Metazoa, Chordata, Lepidosauria, Squamata, Lacertidae. Gene Ontology annotation, biological process: spliceosomal snRNP assembly; mRNA splicing, via spliceosome. The record is from RefSeq and is a predicted model, not a curated record. Gene Ontology annotation, cellular component: U4 snRNP; SMN-Sm protein complex; U1 snRNP. Gene Ontology annotation, molecular function: RNA binding.